AGGAGUAAAAUAUUUGCAUGGGUAACAAGGCUGGGAUGAGGGAGAGAGAGAAAGGGGGAGAGAGAUGAAAGGAAAUUACCAUACAUCAGGAUCUUGUUAUUCAACCUAAUUUUCAAAGGGGCACAGCUGUCGCGCUGAGAUAAUCCGUUAAUUAUAACAGCCAUUGUGCUUUGGCAAUGGGAGAGAAACCGAGGCUGGGUACAGGCUUGAAGGCUGGGGGUGGGGAAUGGCCUUUGAGGGUACAGGACUUCAGAGAGGGGCCAGGGAGAGAGGCAGAAUGGGGUGCUGGGCUCUUGGGACCAGAGGGAAGAGCAGGUCAGGGACCAGGUCGAAGCCUCUGCAUGGCCACUGUCAGCAUGGAGGUGAUGAGGCCAAUUGCUUGCCAGUUGGUGCUGUGCUCCUGGAGCCAGUCUUUAGAACCCUCCAGAGCAGUUAACUUUAUUGAGCAGUUACUAUGUGCCAGACCCUGCUUCCUCUCUAGCUGUUCCCUACAGUGAGAGCCCUUCCUGUCUCAUUUCUUUUCAGAAGAGGAAACACCCAGGAAGGUAGCUUGACAGGGCCACUGAGUGAGGUAGCUGGCAGAGCCCCGUGUAGUCAGAGUAUGGCCCUGAACUUCCAGGAUAGCCCGAGAGACAGGUCUCACCGAGUGAGUAGACACAGGAGCGUCCAUGAUUUAAGGCACGUCAUCACCCAGUGGUCACGGGUGGCCCUCCCCCAGUGGCGUUUCCGGGGCCCUGGGUGUGGACAGAGCCUCCUUGUUCUCUGGGCUGCAGCUGCAGGCCCCCUGCGGCCUCCAAGGCAGCCUUCAGUCUGGCCCCCAAUCCCCGGAGCAUCUACCAUCAGGGCCAGGAGAGGGCGUUCCACACCAUCUCUGGUGGCACCCAUGCUGGCCUUUGUGACCACCUGCUUGGAGGUAGGAAAGAGACAGAGAGCUGCCUCAGACCUGAGGGGGGGGGAUUCUUAGCCCCAGCCUUGUGUGUGGGAAUGUCUCAGGGACCCUGGGUGUUGGGGGCCCGGGAGAGGCAGCCAGUCAUGGGAAGGAACCCCAAAGUCUGGCUGCCCAGGACCCCCCAGCCAUUUGGUCCGGACUUGUCUCAUGAUUCAGACUUAGACCUGAUGUCCAUGCAGCCUUGACCAGAAACUCAACUGAGGCCAGCUGGCAAGGUGGGGGUGGGACUUGGGGGUCUUAUUCCAAAAAUUCAGCUGGAAACCCCGGUGUGACCCAGAGACCCAGGUAGCACUGUGGAGGGCAGAUGAGAAGGAGAGGUCCUCAGAGGGGCAGCAGGUAUGGGAAGCUCUGAGAAUUCCCCUGCUAAAAGCCAAGGAGGGGCCCGGGCAGGGUUACUGUCCUGAAGAAGAGAUGAGUCCUAGCUCAGGCCCAGAUGUAGUGGACUGGCAGGAGCAAAAGAGCCAGAGAUACAGUCUAGAACUCCAGACUCAUUGGAGACUCCCAAAAUGACAGCCUCAUGCUGCUAAUGCCCUAGAGUUCAGAGACCCAGAGCCACUGUGGCACACUGUGAUGGUGUCGGGUUGGGAUGGAGGCCAGGGUGGAGUAUGUGGGCCAGGAGCCUGCUGGCGGGUCCCCAUGCACACUGCCGUAACUGCCUCCACUCCGAGAGCCCUUCUAUUGUUUACCUCACAAACUAUAGGGCCAAGGGGUCAGGGCAACAGCCAGGGAGGACAGAGCCUCAUGCUUUGCUGUACAGCAGGCAGGGCCACGGCUUACCUCAUUGUCCGCUGGUGCCACCGGGUUCCAGAAACAGGGAUGCUCUAAAGACGAAGGCUCCCGAGCUCUCCGCAUUGCCAGCUAGCUAAAAACAAAAUGUAAUUACUGUCCAGAUGAAGCAGGGUCCCCUGGCAGUGCAUGAGUCAGAGCCUGGGGCCGAGGAGGGGAAAGCUGCUCCACAGCAGCUGGAGACCUUGUGCCCGACUCUGCUUAGCAGGGAUCCGAGAUGCAUAGGCUCGGAGGCCUGCUUCCCAGCAUGAGUGAGCUUCUCAGCCGGGACCAGCUGCUGCCUUUUCUGCCCGUGUAUUCCCUCUGACAGGCCGGGCUGCCCCGGUGGGCUGCAUGCUCCAACCUGGGGACUCCGAUUCCCCGCAGGGGUCCCCUGACACACCGCCCUGCCUCGGGGUGACCCUCAAGAUAAUCAGGAUAAUCGGAAGGCAGGAGAAUGUUCACCUUUGGGACCCGGGAGGAGGGGCAGGCUGUGCAGGCAGAACCAAGAGGGUGGGCCUAGCCGGUGCCUGGUACAUAGUAGGUGUUCCAUAAAUGUUUAUUGAAUGAAUGAAUGGAGGCCAUGCAGGCAGAGGCAGCGUGCGCGCGCAGGCCCUGUGCAAGAGCGGGUCCAGUGGAGACCGGAACAGAUGGGCUUCUUCCUGUCUCCAUCUCACUCACCAUCCCUCAGCGUUGCACUCCUGGCUCCUGUGGGAACUGCCUGAAAUUCUGAGCCUGGAACCCAAGGGGAAGGAGGAGGAAAGGGAGGAAAAGGAAGAAGUCGAAAGCUUGAGAACCUGAAUACCUUUCCAGCGGGAGCCUGGAAUCACAACGCCCGGUGCCUGCUUGUGGCCCUUCAGAAGAGCAGGCGCCAGCUGUGUCUCACUGGCCCAGGAACCCCGUGCUGGAGAGCACCCCCAAGAUGGUGGCGGCUCCCAGGAGGACUGUGCCACCGGCCCCAGGUCCCUCUGGCUGCUAGGCCCCUCUGUGCUCCGGCCCUUGACGCCAGCUGGGCCUGUAAGGGGGCCGAAGCCCGGCCAUGCUGCGCCUGGGGCUGUGCGCGGCGGCGCUCCUGUGCGUGUGCCAGCCGGGAGCUGUGCACGCUGACUGCUGGCUCAUCGAGGGGGACAAGGGCUACGUGUGGCUGGCCAUCUGCAGCCAGAACCAGCCUCCCUACGAGACCAUCCCCCAGCACAUUAACAGCACCGUGCAUGACCUGAGGCUCAAUGAGAACAAGCUCAAGGCCGUGCUCUACUCCUCGCUCAAUCGCUUCGGGAACCUCACGGACCUCAACCUCACCAAGAACGAGAUCUCCUACAUCGAGGACGGUGCCUUCCUGGGCCAGACGAGCCUGCAGGUCCUGCAGCUGGGCUACAACCGCCUCAGCAACCUGACCGAGGGCAUGCUCCGAGGCAUGAGCCGGCUGCAGUUCCUCUUCGUCCAGCACAACCUCAUCGAGGUGGUGACGCCCACCGCCUUCUCCGAGUGCCCCAGCCUCAUCAGCAUCGACCUGUCCUCCAACCGCCUCAGCCGCCUCGACGGCGCCACCUUCGCCAGCCUGGCCAGCCUGAUGGUGUGCGAGCUGGCCGGCAACCCCUUCAACUGUGAGUGUGACCUCUUCGGCUUCCUCGCCUGGCUCGUGGUCUUCAACAACGUCACCAAGAACUACGACCGCCUGCAGUGCGAGUCGCCCAGGGAGUUCGCCGGGUACCCGCUGCUCGUGCCCCGGCCUUACCACAGCCUCAACGCCAUCACCGUCCUGCAGGCCAAGUGCCGCAACGGUUCGAUGCCCGCCCGGCCCGUGAGCCACCCCACCCCCUAUUCCACCGACGCCCAGAGGGAACCUGACGAGAACUCGGGCUUCAAUCCCGACGAGAUUCUCUCGGUGGAGCCGCCAGCCUCCUCCACCACGGAUGCCACGGCGGGGCCGGCCAUCAAGCUGCACCAGGUCGCCUUCACCUCGGCCACCUUGAUCGUCAUCAUCCCGCACCCUUACAGCAAAAUGUACGUCCUGGUACAGUACAACAACAGCUACAUCUCCGACGUCAUGACGCUCAAGAACAAGAAGGAGAUCGUGACGCUGGACAGGCUGCGAGCCCACACUGAGUACACCUUCUGCAUCGCGUCCCUGCGCAACAACCGCCGCUUCAACCACACCUGCCUGACCUUCACCACUCGGGACCCUGUGCCCGGGGAAAUGGCCCCCAGCACCUCCACCACCACGCACUACAUCAUGACCAUCCUGGGCUGCCUGUUUGGCAUGGUCAUCGUGCUGGGGGCCGUCUACUACUGCCUGCGCAAGAGGCGUGUGCAGGAGGAGCAGAAGAAGUCCGUCAACGUCAAGAAGACCAUCUUGGAGAUGCGCUACGGCGCCGACGUGGAGGCCGGGUCCAUCGUGCAUGCCGCGGCGCAGAAGCUCGGCGAGCCGCCCGUGCUCCCCGUGGCCCGCAUGUCCUCCAUCCCCUCCAUCAUCGGGGAGAAGCUGCCCGCUGCCAAGGGACUGGAGGCUGGCCUCGAGACACCCAAGGUGGCUACCAAAGGCAACUAUAUUGAGGUGCGCACGGGGGCUGCUACGGGGGACGGCCUGGCCCGGCCGGAGGACGAGCUCCCGGACAUCGAGAACGGCCAGGGCUCAGCCGCCGAGAUCUCUACCAUUGCCAAGGAGGUGGACAAGGUCAACCAGAUCAUUAACAACUGCAUCGAUGCCCUCAAGCUGGACUCGGCCUCCUUCCUGGGGGGUGGCAGCGGCGGCGGCGGGGACUCCGACCUGGCCUUCGAGUGCCAGUCUCUUCCUGCGGCUCCUGCCGCCUCCACGGCUGCCCCUCCCGGGGCGCUGGAGCGGCCCAGCUUCCUGUCGCCCCCCUACAAGGAGAGCUCCCACCACCCGCUGCAGCGCCAGCUGAGCGCCGACGCCGCGGUGAGCCGCAAGACUUGCAGCGUGUCGUCCAGCGGCUCCAUCAAAAGCGCCAAGGUCUUCAGCCUGGACGUGCCGGACCACCCGACCCCCACGGGACUGGCCAAGGGCGACUCCAAGUACAUUGAGAAAGGCAGUCCCCUCAACAGCCCGCUCGACCGGCUUCCCCUGGUGCCCACGGGCAGCAGCGGUAGCAGCGGUGGGGGGGGCGGCAUUCACCACCUGGAGGUGAAGCCGGCCUACCACUGCAGCGAGCACCGGCACAGCUUCCCAGCUCUCUAUUACGAGGAGGGCACCGACAGCCUGAGCCAGCGCGUGUCCUUCCUUAAGCCACUGACCCGCUCCAAGCGUGACUCCACCUAUUCGCAGCUCUCCCCCAGACAUUACUACUCCGGGUACUCGUCCAGCCCUGAGUACUCGUCCGAGAGCACACAUAAGAUCUGGGAGCGCUUCCGGCCCUACAAGAAGCACCAUCGUGAGGAGAUGUACAUGGCUGCUGGCCAUGCCCUGCGCAAGAAGGUCCAGUUUGCCAAGGAUGAGGACCUGCAUGACAUCCUUGAUUACUGGAAGGGGGUCUCAGCCCAGCAGAAGCUGUGACCCUUUUCUCCCCCACCGGUGAGGUGACGGGGAGGGCAGGGGCACUCGGGGGGGGGAGGUCCCCCCCCUCAGGGUGGCUGGGAGGCGGGGAACAAGGCCAAGGGGCCCAGGCUGAGGGUCCUGGGGCCUAGGAGUGGACGCACAUGCACACCGGCACGCACGCACCCACACACACACUUGACCACCACCUGACUGUGAAGCAA
Messenger RNA from Psammomys obesus (fat sand rat), 5428 nucleotides. It is a transcript of the gene Elfn2, whose product is annotated as extracellular leucine rich repeat and fibronectin type III domain containing 2. NCBI's taxonomy places the organism in Eukaryota, Metazoa, Chordata, Mammalia, Rodentia, Muridae. The coding region runs from base 2754 to 5225 and encodes 823 amino acids. Gene Ontology annotation, cellular component: plasma membrane. Gene Ontology annotation, molecular function: protein binding. The record is from RefSeq and is a predicted model, not a curated record. The transcript has 2 exons.